Oryzias latipes (Japanese medaka) is the source of this 2088-nucleotide messenger RNA. RefSeq names its product leukocyte elastase inhibitor-like. Lineage: Eukaryota; Metazoa; Chordata; Actinopteri; Beloniformes; Adrianichthyidae. Gene Ontology annotation, biological process: negative regulation of endopeptidase activity. Gene Ontology annotation, molecular function: serine-type endopeptidase inhibitor activity. The record is from RefSeq and is a predicted model, not a curated record.
ACAACUUCCGGAAAUAAGGUUUGAACUCCAACGAACUGCUAUCAAUAUGCAUUUAAACUUUUAAAUAUAUCUAAAGCAACUCUUAAGCUCAGCAAAAUACAAAUUUUCAAGGAGGGACGAACAGUCUGCGGAAAAGAAUCCUUGACUAACCAUUUGGCCGGCGGUUCAACCUGCUAAGCAGGUUUGUUAGCUGUGCGCUCCAGGAUGAUGGAGAGACUGUCAGCGGAGAAGCGAGUCCUCUUCCUGGUCUCCUUUUUUGUAUGUCUAGUGUUGGUCGUUUAUGGAAACUAUCACUAUCAGUACAGGAACAUAGUGUACACAGACGACGAUUACGACAUGUUCAAUGAUGCUGCGAGGUUCAUGAUCAACGAGGAAAUCAUGGCCUCCCUGAACACUCUUUCCAAAGCCAACACCAAGUUCUCUCUGGACUUGUUCAAACAGCUGAGUAACGAAGACAAAAUGGCAAACGUGUUCUACUCUCCGUUCAGCAUCUCUUCCGCUCUAGCCAUGGUGAUGCUGGGAGCCAGAGGAACCACAGCCUCACAGAUGACUAAGGUUCUCUGCUUCUCAAAGGCAGGGAAGCAGCAGCAGCAACAGCAGCAGCGGCAGCAGCAGCAGGCUAAAGGAGCGCAGCAGAUGAUGCAGAUGCAGCAGAAGGGCCAGGCCAGUCUGCCAGCUCAAGUGAAGAGCCUGAAACUCCGGGAUUCCCAGGAUCAGGUCCAUGCUAGCUUUGCUGAGCUGCUGGGCCAGCUCAACAAGCCUAAGGCCAGUUACGCUCUGAGUGUAGCUAACAGGCUUUUUGGAGAGCAGACCUACCAGUUCGUCGAGGAGUUCCUGGGAAACAGCAGGAAGCACUACAAAGCAGAGCUGGAGAAGGUGAACUUCAUGCAGGGUUCUGAAGCUGCCAGGCUCAACAUCAACACCUGGGUGGAGAAACAGACACAAGGUAAAAUCAGAGACAUCCUCGCCGAGGGUUCCUUGAACAACCUGACCAGACUUGUGCUGGUCAAUGCCAUCUAUUUCAAAGGCAACUGGAACAAGAAGUUUGAUGCGCAGAAUACUCGUGACGCUGACUUCCGACUGAACAAGAAUGCUAAAAAGACAGUAAAAAUGAUGUACCGGACAUCCAAGUUUCCUCUGACCUACAUCCCUGAAAUCAACUGCCAGAUCCUUGAGAUGCCCUACAAAGACAAGGAGCUAAGCAUGCUGGUCUUCCUGCCCACUGACAUCGAGGACAGCACCACCGGCCUGGAGAAGCUGGAGAAGGCCCUGACCUACGAGAACUUUAUGGAGUGGACUCGCCCAGACAUGAUGAAAAAGGUGGAGGUCAGGGUGGGCUUCCCUCGCUUCAAGAUGGAGCAGAAGUAUGACAUGAAGAAAGUCCUGGUCAGCAUGGGCAUGGCGGACGCUUUCGACAUGUCAAAGUGUGAUUUCUCUGGCAUGUCUCCAGCCAAUGACCUGGUGCUGUCAGAAGUCUUCCACAAGGCUUUUGUGGAGGUCAACGAGGAGGGAACAGAGGCGGCUGCCGCCACCGCCGCGCUCAUGAUGCUUGGCUGUGCAAAGAAUUUUUCCACUGACGUCUUCAUCGCUGACCACCCCUUCCUCUUCUUCAUCAGACACAACAGCUCCAUGAGCAUUCUGUUUGCGGGCCGUUACUGCUCCCCUCAGUAAAGUUCCCUUGAGCAAACCACAUCUUCAUUUUCCAUCCGUCAGAGUAUGAGCCUUAGUGACGUUGAAGGAAUCCUUUAACACUCCAGUUUGGUUCUGUGCCUUUCUACAGAUCGAUGUUUUGCACUGUCUCAUUGUAAAGAUGAAUCAUUAUCCCUGCUGCUUUCUUCUACCCUAAUCUCCUUAUAUCUAGUCAAGAUUAUUGCAUUUUACACACAUCUAUAAUAAUCCUUUGCACUGUUCUGCUCAACCCAAACCACAGAAUUACAUGACAAACGCCUCUUUUAUGCAAUUCCUUGGAACCGUCAUGCAUCAUAAACUGGAUUAAAAACAUGAAUGUAUGCAAAGACUUUUGCCAGCUGCCGUGUCACUGUCAUGUACUCUUUUACACCUGAAAUUAAAGUGUGUGGUUUGCUGAAA